CCACCCUUUUUAUCUCCAUUCUCACAAGUCUCAACUUGACCAAAACUUUAAGCUAAAUAAAUGCUGAGAACUAUAACAAGAAUCCGCGGAGGGCGGGCCGCGCUUUAAAGCUGCUGUGAGAACGGCUACAGCAGGGAUUGUACAGUUGUUUGCUCUCGGUGGUGUGUCUGGAACCCCCGACAAGGAUUACAAUAUGAGCAGCAACGACAGAUUUGAGAUGGACUCCAUGAAUGAGACAGAGGACGAGGGUGAUCCUCAAUACGGCAUGAUUGAAGAGCAAGUUGUUUACCCCGAGGAGUUUUUACCAACAUACCAUAGCAUAAGUAUUAAAGAAGGAACAGUAACCAAAGCACAACUGACAGAGUUUAAUAACAAACCCGACUCCUUGUUCUUUAAUGAUGGCGUGAGGAGGAUCGACUUCAUCCUGGUCUAUGAAGAUGAGGACAAGAAGGACUUUGAGAAGAGGCACACGUACCAGCGGCGCAAGAGACGGCGCGAGUUCUUUGAGGCCAGCCUGAUGAAGAUGGGAAUGGAGCUGGAGGCAACACCAUCUGUGCUAGAUGACAAACUGCUGUUUGUGAAAGUCCACAUGCCGUGGGAGGUUCUGUGCACCUACGCCGAGGUCCUGCACAUCAAGCUUCCCAUCCAGCCCAACGACCUGUCCUCCCGCCCCUCCCCUUGGCGCUUUUUGUCCUGCAUCACCAAGCACUUCUACCCCAACGAGGACCUGAUCAGCAAGGAGUCCGAGUUCUUCACAGCCCCCUUUGAGAAAGGUCGCCUGGAGUUCUUUUACAUGAAGGACAAAGACAACUUCUUCACGCCGUCCAUGAGGAGCAGGAUGGCAAAUUACAUCCUGAGUCGUGCUCCCUAUGAAAUAAGAGGGAGCAUAAAGAAGUUUGGCAUCACUAAACUGCUGGAUGGCGGAGUGUACAAAGCAGCCUAUCCCCUCCAUGACUGCAGGUUCAAUGUCAAGUCAAAAGAAGAGGGCUGCCCCAACGAGAGAUAUCUGCUCUAUGAAGAAUGGGCUCACCCCAAAAGCUUCUACAAAAUGCAACCACUUGACCUCAUAAGGAAGUAUUAUGGGGAGAAGGUCGGCAUUUACUUUGCCUGGUUGGGUUUCUACACAAUGAUGCUCGUUCUGGCUGCUGUCGUGGGACUGGGCUGUUUCAUUUAUGGAUACAGGACCCGAGACACCAGCACCUGGAGCAAGGAGGUGUGCGACCCUAAGAUUGGAGGGAGUAUUGUGAUGUGUCCACAGUGCGACAAGGAAUGUACAUACUGGUUUUUGAACAGCACCUGUGAAUCUUCCAAAAAACUUUGUAUAUUUGAUAACUUCGGAACCCUGGUAUUUGCUGUUUUUAUGUCAAUCUGGGUAACUUUGUUCCUGGAGUUUUGGAAGCGACACCAGGCAAAGUUGGACUAUCAGUGGGACACUGUGGAGUUUCUGGAGCAGGAAGAGCCACCUCGCCCAGAAUAUGAAGCCAAGUGUGUCUACGAGAGGAAAAACCCUAUCACAGGGGUAAAAGAAAGUGUGCCAUAUACACCCUGUGGACGAUGUGUUCGGGUGUCGAUAGGAAUUGGGACAGUGUUAUUCUGGAUUCUGUUGAUAGUGGCGUCCAUUGUGGCCGUCAUUGUCUACCGCCUGGCUGUAUUUUUUGCCUUCUCUGCUCAACUCAGAGCUCAGGACCUGAAGAAGCUGGAACCCUUAAAGGAGUAUGUGACACCUCAGAUGGCCACUUCUGUCACCGCCUCCCUCAUCAGCUUUGUUGUAAUAAUGACGCUCAAUAUUCUAUAUGAGCGGGUCGCCGUAUGGAUCACUGACUUUGAGCUUCCGCGGACCAAGACAGAAUACGAGAACAGCUUGACCCUGAAGAUGUUCCUCUUUCAGUUUGUCAACUAUUACUCCUCUUGUUUCUACAUCGCCUUUGUCAAAGGAAAAGCGGUUGGCUAUCCCGGGAAGCCUGUUUAUCUCCUGGGACAGUUCCGGAACGAGGAGUGUGAUCCUGGCGGUUGUCUGAUGGAGUUGACAACUCAGCUCUCCAUCAUCAUGGGUGGAAAAGCCAUCUUGAACAACAUCCAAGAGGUCUUGAUACCGUGGGUCAAGAAUUUGAUUUUCCGCUACUGCACCCGGACUUCAGAGAAGGUGAUCCCUCGCUGGGAGCAGGACUAUGAGCUCCAGCCUGUUUCAAAACUAGGACUCUUCUAUGAAUAUCUUGAGAUGGUCAUCCAGUUUGGCUUUGUGACCCUGUUUGUGGCCUCCUUCCCUCUGGCUCCCGCCCUGGCUCUGGCUAACAAUGUGUUUGAGAUUCGAGUUGAUGCUUGGAAAAUCACCACUCAGUUUCGCCGCAACGUGCCAGAGAAGGCCCAGGAUAUAGGUGCCUGGCAGCCAAUUCUUCAAGGCAUCGCCAUCUUGGCUGUUGCAACAAAUGCCAUGAUCAUUGCUUUUACAUCAGACAUGAUUCCACGCUUGGUCUACUACUGGUCUUUCUCUAUGUACCCAUAUGGAGACCAUGCCAACCACACCAUGGAGGGCUACAUCAACAGCUCUCUGUCUGUAUUCAACAUCAACGACUUCUCCAACAAGAGCCAGCCUCUGUACUCUUACAACAUCACCACCUGCAGGUAUCGAGAUUUUCGGCAUCCUCCUGGCCACCCCAGGCAGUAUGAGUUCAACGUCUACUACUGGCAUGUGAUCGCUGCCAAAAUGGCUUUUAUAAUCGUCGUAGAGCACAUUGUUUACUUUACGAAGUUCAUCCUGUCCUACAUGAUCCCAGACGUCCCGUACGCUGUCAAAGAACAGAUAAAACGAGAGAAAUACUUGACCCAGGUUGUCCUCCAUGAGACCAAGCUCAAGUUGGUGACCAAACGUUUGAAACCAGUCUACGACGAGACUGUCGAGAACAUGGAGGUGAACGCGCCGAAGGAGGAGUUGGAACUUCAUUUCUGAAUGUAGAUGAAAAUGUGUAGAAGAGGAGAUGAGACCUUCCUGGGUCUGUCACAUGUUCAUCCCUGACACUGUAUACUGACUAUCCAGUUUUUUUGCAGCACCUGCACAAAUUAGAAGUUGACAUUUUUGGGGGGAAUCCUGUGGGUCACGAGAUUACUGUGGCAUUUCCAUGGAACAUGAGUCAAUUUCACUAUUCAUCACGGGACUGGGACAGGACAGGGAAAAAAAGUCAAUGGGAGCAGACAUAAAAAAAAUGCAGUCUAUUAUAAAUAAAAGCCUUUUUUUAGAUUUAUUUAUUGGGAACAGGAUGGGACGGGAGUCAUUCUUCCGGGAUUGGGCAGCAACAGGAUUUUUUUUUUUUUACGCUUUCAUGGAAAUACAAUUUUUGCGGGAGUGGGAUGGGACAGGAGUGAAAAUCCAUUCCAGUGUCACCCACUAACACACAUCUCUUUAAAUGCUUACCAACACCUUGUGAACAAGUGACAGAAUUAAGACCCGAAACAAGGUAUGGACUUUUGUUAUAGAAAAUGUGUAGCAACCACUAAGAAAGAAGACGUCUGAAGUUUCCUAAGGGGUCGUUGGAUGAAAGAAGUCCAAUGACCCAGUGCAUGUGUCUUCUCUUACCUGUAAGAGUCUCUUUUCUAGUGAAACUAGGGAUGUCAAAUCAAUGCCUCACACUUUGAUACUUCACGUUAAACAGCAUCAACCAUUUAAUGGGUUAAGUAUGAAAAACAAACAAAACAAUCUCAACUUAAUAAUAAUCCUUAUUUGUAGAGCACUUUUCAAAAACAAGUUACAAAGUGCUUUAACAAGUGUAAAGAAUAAUACAAAAAAAAACAAGACUUAAACUUAAAGGUUCAGUGUUUAAGUUUUAGUGACAUCCAGUGGUGAGGGUUGCAAAUUGCAACCAACAGCUCACCCCACUCUCCCUUUGCAAACGCUUAGGAGAAAAUCUGAUUGCUGACACGCUAUGUCAGCUCUUGUGUUAACUAAUAUGUAUGGGCCUCCAUUUGUCCAAAUUUUACGUCUCUUCUUACUUUUGACAACGAUGACUUCCAUGUUCAACGCAGUGAUGAAACUCGCUCUAUAGAGUAGUUUGUUUGGGCUACUGUAGAAGCAUGGCAGUGCAACUUGGCAACUUCCCUGUAAGAGGACCUGCGGUUUAUGCAGAUAGAAAUGGCGCAUUCUAAGGUAAAAAAAACAUAAUGGUUCAUUAUGUAAGGUCUUUAUUCACCACUGAAAACAUAGUCAUGUAUAUUAUAUUGCAUUUCUGUCAGUAGACCCUCCUAAAUUUUACACAGUGUGUGUCCACUUACCAGUUUUUUUCCUAGGGCUUCAAAUGGUUUUCAUCGGCAGAUGAAAAUUUGUAUAUUCCUGGAGAUGGGUCGGUUGACAUGUGAGCCCAGUAGUUUCAUUCAAAGCACUUGUAGGACUUCCCAUCCAUGUUGGCAUAAAAUGUUAAAAACAGUACAUGUUUGGUUGAAAGCUCUGGAAAAAAAGCUAGUGUGUAGAUGGAUAUUUUUACCCCCAUAGUGCCUUCCAGUUUUAUGACAACAUUUAAUGUUUAGCUUGGCUAUAUCAGCAAUGCAAUGUCUCAUUCCAUCCACUGAGCUAUAUGCUGGGGGCUCAAAGCUAUCAUGUACAUGUUACCAGUAAGUGCCCGCUGCCUGGUGAUUGUUUUAGUUUCCAUCAGUAUUAUUAGAUACACCAUUGCACCACUUUCGAAUGCAAUGUUGUUUUUACACUUUUUCAUCUCUAUUACUAGAACUAAAGAGCUGUAGUGACGCUCACAAUGUUACACAAGUGAUGAGAUAGCAGGAGUUUGAACAGACAGAGACUAACUGAUCGCUACAUAUACUGACUAAAUGUGCCUCACAUACCUUUACCUUAAGACUUGAGAUGAGAUGUUUCAAAAGUUACAUUGCUGGCAUGCCAUGUAAAGGUUUGAUGUAUGCAAGUUUAUGAAACCACAAGAAUAAUUUGAAACUGAAUGCUAUUUUAUAAUUUCACCAAAAGCAAUUUAGUUCUAUUUUUAAUUAAACUAUUGAUCAGCCCUUUAAAGUAGUUUAGUUGAUGUUGUGAGUAUAGUCUACCUUUCUUUAUGCAUGUACUCCCAUCUACUUCGCUGUCUUGCACUUUUUAGUUCCAAUCAUGUGCCAUGACCACUGCACUGUACGUUCUGACUGCAUGUUAUAUAAUCCUGUGAUAAAGGCGAUGCAGUAAUUUCAUGUUCUCCUGUCAUUACUGAAAUAGAUAAUCCCUCUGCUGUGCUAUUCCCUCAUCUUGUGAUUUAACCAAGGCACUAUAAGCACCAUGUAUGUAAACAGUAGCAAACAGCUAUAUCUGAUGAUGCAUAUCUGGCUUGUCCUUUUGUUUUAUACAAAAUAUUUUAUAUAUUUUAUACUUUAAUAGGAAUUAAAGAUUAAAAAAAACA
This is a messenger RNA of Micropterus salmoides (largemouth bass), 5381 nucleotides long. RefSeq names its product anoctamin 6 (gene ano6). NCBI's taxonomy places the organism in Eukaryota, Metazoa, Chordata, Actinopteri, Centrarchiformes, Centrarchidae. Gene Ontology annotation, cellular component: plasma membrane. The record is from RefSeq and is a predicted model, not a curated record. Bases 194 to 2947 code for a protein of 917 amino acids. The transcript has 20 exons. Gene Ontology annotation, biological process: chloride transmembrane transport; calcium activated phosphatidylserine scrambling; calcium activated phosphatidylcholine scrambling. Gene Ontology annotation, molecular function: chloride channel activity; protein dimerization activity.